CUUUUUUUCUUGUUUUUUUCUUUCUUUCUCUUUUUUCCUUCCCCUUUGUGAAGCAGUGCAUGAAUGCGAGCUGGGUGGGAGAGGCGGGUGCGACAGUGAAAAGGCAUCGCACAAGUCCCGAUGCAGAGAGUUCUUGACGAAGAGAAGAAAAGCAAGAAAAAGUUCCUUUUUCGGGGAGUGCGUCCCCAAGCUGGAGAUGCAAGAAGAAGGCGCGAACUUCUUUCUUGUCUCUCCUGUUGUGCAUGUGGGUACCGCAGAGAAGAGACGAGAUAAAGUCGGUGUUACCAACGGCCCUCAUGGCGAAUUUCGCUGCUUUCCACUGGCGACCAUUUCGCUGUUUCGCCCCGCCUCUCGAUCUUGUCAAAUGAAAGUUUCCUCGUCUUCUCUCUCUCCCUUUCUCUCUCUUCUCCCCCUUCUUCCUUUUGCUCGCUCCGGUUCCUUCGCUUGCUGACUUUUCUUUCUUUCACCUAGCACAAGGCUGCCUGUCUGGCCCCCCUCUCCCUUGUCUUCUUGCAGCCAUGAACACCUUCACUUCUUCCUCUUCUUCUUUCUCUUCUUCUUCCUCUUCUUCUUCCUCUUCUUCUUUCUCUUCUUCUUUCUCUUCUUCUUUCUCUUCUUCUUUCUGUGGUGUCUCGGGAGCUCGGGCGUCGUCGGACGCGCAGGCGGAGCCUCCGUCGCUGCCGCCUUUCCUCUCGCCAGAAGACGCAGCUUCUCAGCUCGGGAGUUGUUCUCUUCUGCUUCUCGGCUUGCCUGUCGGGGCUUCAGGUUCCUCUGUUCACGUUGGCCUCGACUACGCGCUCUGGAGAGUCGGACCUCAGUUCGCAGGAGUCAAGUGCAUCCAGCCUGGGUGCCAUCUCCUGUACACACUAGCUGACGCCUCUUCGCUUGCCGCUGCGUCUUUGGACGACUCGACGGGUGAGACGCGAGCCGGAGGUUCGGCGUUCGAGUGUAUGUACACCUCGAUGCGAGUGGAGGAGGCGAUUGGCGGCUGCAAAGAGGGCAUUGGAUCUGUGCAGAGCGAGUUCCUCUUCCUGCAGCCGAACGCAGUGGCUGUGCGGAGGUGGAAUCCGAGGCUUGCUCGGCUCGAGCAGCUGAAGGACAGAGACGAAGAAGAUCGCUUCGUUCGCGCCGUCCGUCGCCUCGAACUGGACAGGAAGCUUGGGGUGUAUCCGCAGCAGUACGUCCGCAUGUGGAGUGUCUUGACGGACUUCAUUUCUCCGUCUUGUCUCGAGCGCGUCGAACCGGUCAAAGGCUUGUUCGCUGCUCUUCCUCUCGACUUAACGUCGGAGGAAGCGGCCUUGCUUGGAGACUCGAACGUCGCGGACCGUUCGCCUGAAAACGCACUCAAAGACGCCGCGAACAGCGAAGGAAACCUCAGAGAAAAAUCCACGCGCAUGCAUGCUGCGAGACCCCGAGACGAGGUCUCCGUCGCCGGCGAAGGCGAAGACGAGGAAGGCCAUGAAGAACAAGGAGAACAAAGAGCGGAAGACGCUGCGUCCGGAAAGACGCCUGUGGCUCGUUUCUUCUUCUCGGAAGUUCCAUCGCUGCGGGCGACGGCGGUCGCGGCGGCCCGGCGCGCAGAGACUGAAGCACGGAGACAGGGCGCGACCGCGGUCGCGGCGAAGGCUGUUGGAGCCCAAGCGCUGACGCGAGCGGCGGUGGAUCCGAGUCUGGGUCUUCUGACGCUGCUUCAAGAUCUUCAGAAAGUCGUGGAGCGACGCGAGGGAAGGCAGCGAGAGAAGCCGAGACAACAGCUGAAGAAGCGCGACGAGACAGAGGCAGAGAACCGAGCGCAUGCAGUGGAACCCCAAGAAGGAGAGCAUCUGGUCGCGGCAAGCGACAGCGAAGAAGCUCGAGAGAAACGGGAGUGGAGAACGAUCGAACGAAGAACAUGGGAGAAUCUGCUCGGCGAAAUUCAAGUGGCGUACCUCGCCUUUCUGCUCGGACAUCGCUUUGAUGGAUUUGAACAAUGGAAGCAGCUUCUGCUUCUCCUCUGUCACUGUGAACGUGCGAUCCGCUUCUUGCCAGAGAUGUACGUCUCUUUUCUGCGCCUUCUCCACUGUCAACUGGAACAGUGCCCAGACGACCUUCUCAGCGACUCGCUGCUCCAAAAGUCUUUCCUCUUUUCCUCGGCAUCUGCUCUCGUAGACACCUGCCUCAACUCGCCUGCGGGACCUCUCUCUUCUUCCGAGAAAGGCGCGACCGUGAAGCCGUCAGCCGGAGCCGUACAGACACCAGAGCAAAGAGAACAAGAGAGAGAACAAGAAGAAGUGAUGAAGAAAGUGUGUGAGCGAGCACGGUGGUUGCAGCAGCUCCUUCGGCAAACCUGCAAAACGAGGGAGGGAGAAAGUGAGGAAGAGUUCGAAAGGAAGAGAGAGGCGAUUGUCGACGGUCUGGGGCUCCUCGAUGAAGAAGACGGCCCAGUUGUCGUUGACACAGAGGAGCUUCGAAGAGCGGGGUGUCUUCCAGAGGAAACAUAAAGAGAGAGAAGCCUGGGAAGGAUGGCUCGACGCCGAGGCGCUCUGUCGUCGGGUGUCUAGACAGCCCGCGAGGAGAAGGUGAACCUCUCGACGACGCAGGCGACAGGGGGGCUUGGGGGGAUUUGGAGUCGUUUUUUGUCAUUGCUUCUCGAGAUAAAAAUGCAGCGUAUGCCAUUGAGAGUUGCGGUGGACCAGUAUCGCUCGGCGUGUAUCCAGCAGCUGUGGUGAGGUCUUGUGCGUUUCCUCUGUUUUUCCUUUUUGCUUUUAUCCAUUCGUUUGUGGGUGUCGACACCUACGUGUGACAGGUCCUCGAUACAGAGAACACAGGUUAUCUGGAAGCUGCACUUUACUCUCGAUUUUUUCCUUUUCUCGUCAACUUUCUGUGUCUUCUGUCUUUUUUUUUCUCUGCCCUGUCCCGUCUCAGUCUCCACGGUGUCUCUUCCUCGUCGUUCCCCCGUUCCCUCCUCCUACAGUGCUUGCCUCUCGCUCUCCCGUUUUUCUCUCCUCUGCACAUGCAUCUUUUCUCGUCUGCUUCCAUCGGCGUCUUUGCUGGAUACAAAAAAGAGAAACUUUUCUCGCCUACCCAGCUGGCAGCCACGACGCACAGAGACAAAACAACGCGAGUCUGACGAAAUCGCACAGCCCUGCAAGUCGACGUAUGCAUGUCUGUACACUUGUGGACGCACCUGGAAACUCAUGUAAAAGGACAGAUGUAUAUAUAUACCGCUCAACGGGAGGAUGAGGAGUCCAUCUGUAUGCGUUUAAGAUGAUGCAGAUGAGAGACUGGCAUUCGAUUGGUUUUCUCUCUCGGUUGAUUCGAGAUUUCGCGAACAUACGGGGGAACGCGAGGCAAGUGAAAAGAGGCUGACUGUUGGUCACCUGAGUUGCCUCGCUCUUCGCUUUUUUCGAUCCGC
Toxoplasma gondii ME49 is the source of this 3394-nucleotide messenger RNA. Its product is annotated as AAR2 protein. Gene Ontology annotation, biological process: spliceosomal tri-snRNP complex assembly. The record is from RefSeq and is a predicted model, not a curated record. Lineage: Eukaryota; Apicomplexa; Conoidasida; Eucoccidiorida; Sarcocystidae. Bases 519 to 2480 code for a protein of 653 amino acids. The transcript is spliced from 2 exons.